CAUGUGCUUUACGGCAUUUUCGGUCGUCUCUCUUGUUGUUGCCAUUGUAUCCAUCCAACUACUACGAUUAGGCCUAGUCAAUCAGACUACGGACGGUAACGUCUAUGCGAAACCAACUAAGGACGCCCUCAUCAUAGUGGCCUUAGGCCUAGCUGGCUCCGAAAGUCUGAUUUGUUUAAUAACUGCAUUCGUCAGUUGCCGAUUGGCUAGGGCAGCGAAGAAAGAAAUUUAUAGAAGACGAGAAGGAACAUUCCAUGUUCAGGUAGUAGGCGAUAAGGAUAUAGUUGUUGUUAAUAAGAAGGAGAAGAAAAAGAUUGCCCUGCUAGGCACAAGUAGUGGGGGUCAAAACGGUGUUGAAAACCUCGAAAACGGAAUCAAAUUGUUCAAAGAUCUAUUCAAGCGGAAAAAAUCGAAACGAAACGGAAAGGUUGCUGAUAGAGCCGAUAUCGAAAUCCGGGUAUUAGACGAAGAGGGUCACGCAAUCAAGACUGAAGGUCCCGAAGGAAGUGAGAAUUAUCAAUUUCCUUUAUUGGUUAUACCUAAGGAAGAUGUUCAGCGCCCUCACUAUUUGGAUUAUGAUGAAGAUCUGACGUUAGAAGAGGAAAUCACGUCGAACCUAUUUCGCGUCAAAUCUACUCGCGGAUGUUCACUAUCGCUAGAAAAUAACAACGCUUCAAAACCGAUCGAAACGUCUUCGUUACAGGAUUACAAUCAUAUAGUUGAGACGAUGAAGGCGGUUAUUCAGGGCGAAAUGGAAAAACAAGAAAAUAGAGUCGAUCGGAUUAAACAAGAGGAAUUAUCGCCUACUAACGUAACUACUAUAGCCGAAAUUCAUCGAACGUAUGAUACGGCUAAAUCAUCCGCUCCGCCAUCGCCUACUCUAUCUUUAGACGCCACCCUGAAAAAAGCCAGCUGUUGCGAAAGAAAAUUAUGCAACAGGGUAAAAUACAAAAUCCGUAUAAGCAAGAUUAAAGGGUGGGAUAAUGAAAGAAAAAAAUCGAAGCAGACGAGACCAUCUUCCUGCAGAAGACGGUACUCAAAAAGAAUUAUCCAACAAACGUCAGAUGAUGACAAACAGACCGUUCACUUUUCUAAUUCUUUAAAAGUCAGUCAAGUAUGA
Molecule: messenger RNA, 1120 nt
Organism: Dimorphilus gyrociliatus
Lineage: Eukaryota; Metazoa; Annelida; Polychaeta; Dinophilidae
Source: the annotation of a GenBank genome assembly